Molecule: messenger RNA, 3758 nt
Organism: Drosophila montana
Lineage: Eukaryota; Metazoa; Arthropoda; Insecta; Diptera; Drosophilidae
Gene: Vav
Product: Vav guanine nucleotide exchange factor
Exons: 11
Biological process (GO): regulation of GTPase activity; cell migration
Cellular component (GO): cytoplasm
Molecular function (GO): protein binding; guanyl-nucleotide exchange factor activity
Source: RefSeq, a predicted model, not a curated record
CGUGUGUGUGCGUGCAUGUGUGUGUGUGUGUAAGCGCCUCCGUGCAAUCUAUUAAGUGUGGAAUAGCAAAUAUCAAUUGAAUAUAGAGAAUAAAUCAAACGAGCGUCCGACCGCUGGCGUUCGCCCUAAAUAAUUGUUGCUUCUAGUGCGAUUUCCCGUUGCUGUAGUCGUCGCCGUCGACGUCGUUGUCGGUGUUGUCGCUAUAUUGCCUUAAUGUUUUUGUUGUUGUUGUCGCUGUGUAUCUGUUGACGGCAACGCGCAACGGCCAACUGAUGAAUUUCAAUUGUUUUCAUUAAACGGCACAGAAAGAAGAAUAAAGAAAACAAAAUUUAUGCGCGCGCCGCACGCCCCAAGCGACGCCCCGCCACCGUUACCGUUACCCAAUCCGCCCCAGCCGUUACCAAAAGGCGAAAAGCAGCAGCAAUAGCAGAAGCUGCCCGUACGCAUACACGGACACACGCCCCAGACCCAGAUCUGAAGUGCCCCAAAAAAAAAUAUGUCCUCCAACAGCUUUGGCAGCGGUGCUGCAGCUGCAGCUGCGAUAACCUCGGCCUCCGCGGCGGCCGCAGCCGCAGUAGCGGCGGUUAACGCUGAUUUGUGGCGCGAAUGCGUUGCCUGGUUGGUCCGCUGCAAGGUUAUACCCUCCGACCACAAGGCCGCCCUGCCCGACGCCGAGAUACGCAUACUGGCCAUGACAUUGCGCGACGGUGUGCUACUCUGCAAUCUGGUCAUACACCUGGAUCCCAGCAGCAUGGACGCGCGCGAGUUCAAUCGGAAGCCCCAAAUGGCCCAGUUUCUGUGCUGCAAGAACAUCAAGCUGUUCCUGGAUGUGUGCCACAAUCAUUUCAAUAUACGUGAUGCGGACCUGUUUGAGCCCACCAUGCUAUACGAUCUAACCAACUUCCAUCGCGUGCUCAUCACCCUCUCCAAGCUGUCGCAGUGUCGCAAGGUGCAGCAAAUGCAUCCGGAGCUGCUCGGCUUCAAUCUGCAGCUGUCGCCAAGCGAGCGUUCCCAUUCGGAUGAGGCCAUCUACAAGGAUCUGCAUUCCACGUAAGUGUUCAUUCGUGCAACUGGAAGCAUCGAUGCCACCGGCUCUUCAUCCUCGGAUUACUACGAGCGCACCUCGCAGAGCGGUUCGCUCUCGGUGGAGGAUGAGAAUAGCGAUAUAACCAUUGAGAAUGGCACCGAGGACAUUGACGACUAUAUCGAGGAUUCGCUGUCAAACAUGUGUGAUACAACGAUCGACAAUGAUGCCGUCAUCGUUGACGUCAAUCAAUCCGUCCAGGGGCAGCUGCGCGCUCUCUCCUUAGACCUUAACCUGAGCGUGGCCGGCAACGGUGGCUUUGACUGUGUCACGCCCACACCACAAAUGGAUGCGCCCAAGGCGAGCACAUCCGCAGCAGCAGCAGCGGCAGCAGCAACAGCUGCCUUUGAGAAGCAACAUCAUGCGUCCACCAGCUCCUCAUCAUCAUCGCUCUUUGUCAGCGAGAGCCAACGAUUGCAGCGAGCCGCUGCUGCUGUCUACAACUACCGAUCCUCGGAGCUGAUGUCCACGGAGCACGAGUACGCGUACAUCAAUGACAUCUACAGCGAAGACGACGAGAAGGUCUAUGAGGAUCUCUGCUACGUAACGUUCCAGUCAAAGGUCAAACCAGAGGUUACCACCGACAAUAUUGCAUGCAAUGGAACCGUAUAUGAUCACACCAACACAAAAGAAGAGGAGGUCUAUCAAGAUUUGUGCGCACUGCACAGAACGAGUAGAGGCCAGACCACAUCGGCGACCAGCUUUGAGCAGCGGGACUAUGUCAUACGCGAACUCAUCGAUACGGAAUCCAAUUAUCUGGACGUGCUUAAUGCACUCAAGGCCAAGUUUAUGCUACCUCUGGAGCGCCAUCUCAAUCAGGACGAACUGCGACUAAUUUUUCCCCGCAUACGGGAACUUGCUGACAUUCACACCAAGUUUUUAGAAAAGCUACGCGAAUCGCUGGUGCCCAACACAAAGCUUAAGAUGGGUCAGGUAUUCCUUGAGUUUCGCGAGCCAUUCCUCAUCUACGGCGAAUACUGCUCCUGCCUGCUGAACGCCAUUGAUUACCUAGCCGAUGUGUGCAAGAAAAACCAAAUCAUAGACCAGCUGGUCCAGAAAUGCGAACGCGAAUACAACGUGGGCAAGCUGCAGCUGCGGGAUAUACUGUCGGUGCCCAUGCAGCGCAUACUCAAGUACCAUCUGCUGCUGGACAAGCUGGUGAAGGAGACGUCGCCAUUGCACGAGGACUACCGCUCGCUGGAACGGGCCAAGGAUGCGAUGAUCGAUGUGUCGCAGUAUAUUAACGAGGUUAAGCGCGAUUCCGAUCAUCUUGUCAUCAUACAAAAGGUCAAGGACAGCAUAUUUGAUUUGAAUUUGCCGCAAAACGGCAACGAUCUGCUGCAAUAUGGCCGACUGCUGCUCGACGGCGAUCUGCACAUUAAGGCCCACGAGGAUCAGAAGACCAAGAUGCGUUAUGCGUUUGUCUUCGACAAAAUUCUGAUACUGGUCAAGCCGCUGCAUAUUAAAACCGGAGACAUGCAGUACACAUAUCGCGACUCGCACAACCUCGCCGACUAUCGCGUGGAACAGAGCCACUCGCGACGCACGCUCGGCCGGGAUACGCGCUUUAGAUAUCAGCUGCUGUUGGCACGCAAAUCCGCCAAGACGGCAUUCACACUUUACUUGAAGUCGGAGCAUGAGCGCGACAAGUGGCGCAAGGCGCUCACCGAAGCCAUGGAAAGCCUCGAUCCACCUGGCUGUCGCAAUACGGAUCACAAAAUGGAAAUCUACACCUUUGAUGCGCCCACAACUUGUCGGCAUUGCUCCAAGUUUCUUAAGGGCCGCAUACACCAGGGCUAUCGCUGCAAGGUGUGCCAGAUAAGUGUGCAUAGGGGCUGCAUCUCCUCGACGGGCCGUUGCAAACAGAAUCCAAUCAGCAUACCGCCGCCAGUGUGCGACCGCCAGUUGUCCGAAUUCAAUUGGUUUGUGGGCAAUAUGGAUCGCGAAACGGCGGCCAAUCGACUGGAAAAUCGCCGCAUUGGCACCUAUCUGCUACGUGUACGUCCCCAAGGUGCCUCCUCGCCGCACGAGACCAUGUACGCGCUCAGUUUGAAAACCGAUGAUCAUGUGAUUAAGCAUAUGAAAAUAAAUCAGGAAAACGAUGGCGAGUCCAUGCUCUAUUGUUUAUCCUCGCGCCGCCAUUUCAAGACCAUCGUUGAGCUGGUUUCGUAUUAUGAGCGAAACGAUCUGGGUGAAAACUUUGCCGGGCUCAAUCAGUCGUUGCAAUGGCCCUUCCGCGAGGUCAUUGCCACCGCGCUGUACGACUUCGAUCCGAAGGCUGGCAGCAAUCAGCUGCAACUGCGCACCGAUUGUCAGGUGCUUGUGAUUGGCAAGGAUGGCGACAGCAAAGGCUGGUGGCGCGGCAAGAUUGGUGAUACGGUUGGAUAUUUUCCCAAGGAGUACGUUCAGGAGCAUCCAGUCACUAGCGACGAGCUUUGAUAUUACAACUAUGAGGUUUACUUCGCACCUAAAGCGGGCACUCCAACGGCGGCCAUUUCUGAAACACCUGUAGCUCUACAAGCAACAAAUGAGGAUACGAUUCCCAACUACAACCAUAACAACAACAACAACAACAACAACAAUAACAGCUGUUAGACAGGCAACAACAAGAUGAACAUGAUGCUGAGAAAGCAAUAUCUGUUGCACUUAGUUCAAAUAUACAUAUACAAAAUCA